This is a messenger RNA of Peronospora belbahrii, 768 nucleotides long. The record is from the annotation of a GenBank genome assembly. Lineage: Eukaryota; Oomycota; Peronosporomycetes; Peronosporales; Peronosporaceae.
AUGGCGCCUAAUACAAACAACAGCGGAGAUGUGUGCGUUGAAGACGUCUGUAGCAGUCUAUCGCUCGACGGCUACGACGUCAGCACCAUUUUGAGCCCGCACAGUACCAAGCACGAUUCCGAAGACGUGGUCAUCUUUUUUGACUGGGACGACACUCUCAUGGCGUCGUCAGCCAUUGCGAAACUUGGUCUUUGUCCCAAGUACAUUAACGAGGAGCCAAACAUCCCGGAUGACGUACAAGCUGAGCUCAAGGAGCUGGAGGAGUCAGUUGUGCAACUGCUGGAGACAGCACUGCACUAUGGACGCGUGGUCAUUGUGACGGCAGCUGAGACUGGCUGGGUCGAGCUGUCAGCAUCGCUGUUCAUGCCACGUCUUGUGCCAUUUUUCAACACACGAAUCAAAGUCAUCUCGGCACGCUCUACGUACGAGUACUUGUAUCCAGACUGUCCACGUCGAUGGAAAGUAGAGGCUUUUAACAACGAGGUUUUUCCAGUCUGGGACUCGUACGGCGAGGAAAACUCGGCGGGCAUUCCGCGGCAUGUCAUUUCGCUCGGUGACGGCCCUACUGAGCGCGAAGCAUUGAUCAAUGUCAAGAUGCAGGCAAUAGACGCAUGCCACGGCAAGUCCAUGAAGUUCGUUGCCCACCCAAAGAUCAGCGAGCUGCAACUGGAGGUGGAGUUGAUUCUUGCAAACAUGGAGCAUUUGUGUACGCACGAAGGGGAUCUCGACCUGCAAAUUACCUGGCAGAUGCUCAAUGGUAGCACGUAA